AUGAGUACCCCGACGAAGCGUCGCAAGAAGAACGAUGGAUCCAGUCAGCCUGUCCGCAGCUUGGACUACUUCUUUGCGAAGCACAGACAAGAAGCGACGAAACCUGCAGAGGGAGCAGACUUCAAAGAUAUAGGAUCGAAAGAUGACUUGAAUGGCGACCAAGAUAAAUCAACUCUGACAGAUGAGGAGUAUGCGCGGAAGUUGCAGGCAGAGUGGAACGAGCAAGACCAGCAAGCCAGCAUGGAUGCACCAACCUCCAGCGGCCUCGACGAUGAACCCAAGAACGCCACCAAGCCUGAGACGAACGGCGAUGCAGAUGGCGAGGAGGAUUCACCUACACUACCAGGCCAGGAGAAGCCUACCAUCGAAUCUUCUAUGGACGCCGCACCGAAGAAGAACACGCUCUCGCUCCAAUCUGCCGCCGCGGCCGAAGACACUGUUUCCGCCAAUAUACCGUUCGACCAAAGCUCUCUUGACUUCGAUCCAGCGUUGUACAUACCGAAUCUGCAGAAACACUGGGCAGCAGAGGGUGGGCAUGCAACGUACGCAUUGCUUACGCGCUGCUUCGUGCUCGUCAACAGCACCACGAGUCGGAUCAAGAUCGUAGAUACACUGGUAAACCUCUUACGAACGAUUAUCGAGGGCGAUCCCGAAAGCUUGCUGCCCGCGGUGUGGCUAGCUACAAACGCGAUUUCCCCGCCGUACAUCGACCUUGAAUUGGGACUGGGCGGGUCGGCGAUAUCCAAGGCGCUGAAAAAGGUUUGCGGACUGGACAACGCAGGUCUGAAGACCUUGCACAAUAAAUAUGGCGAUCCGGGCGAUGUAGCUUUCGAGGCGAAGAAGCGGCAGUCGUUCACACUGAGGAAACCGAAGCCGCUUACGAUCAUAAGUGUAUUUGAUUCGUUGGUCAAAAUAGCGAAUAGCAAGGGACACGGAAGCGUGGAGAACAAACAAAGGAUUGUGGAAAGGCUUGUACAAGAUGCGAGAGGUGCAGAGGAAAGCCGAUACAUCGUGAGAACUCUGGUACAGCAUCUGAGGAUUGGAGCUGUUAAGACAACUAUGCUCAUCGCUCUGUCGCGGGCUUUCAUGCUAUCAAAGCCCCCAAAUGCCGAAUUCCAAACUCGUGAACAGACAGCAUUGCAGAAGUUGAAGAAGGAAGAGCUGGCCGAAAUAAACUCAAAGAACGAGGAGGUCGUCAAGGCAUGCUUUGCCCGGCGCCCUAAUUACAACGAUCUCAUCCCAUCGCUUCUUGAGAUCGGCGUCUGCGAUGAACUCCUCGUGCGAUGUGGUCUGGCCCUACAUAUACCACUUCGGCCCAUGUUGGGUUCAAUAACACGCGAUAUGGGUGAGAUGAUCACCAAGUUGCAGGGUCGAGAUUUUAGUUGCGAAUACAAGUAUGACGGACAGAGAGCGCAGGUACACUGCGAUGAGGACGGCAAGGUCUCAAUCUUCUCGCGACAUUUGGAAGUCAUGACGGACAAGUAUCCAGAUCUGGUCGCCCUGGUGCCCGAGAUACGUGGUGAAGGCGUCUCCAGCUUCAUUCUGGAAGGCGAAGUUGUAGCUAUUGACCGCGAAUCUGGCGAUCUGAGAACCUUCCAGACAUUAGCCAACCGAGCCAGAAAAGACGUAGUCAUAGGCAGUGUCACCAUCGACGUGUGUCUCUUCUCCUUCGAUCUCAUGUACCUCAACGGGGAGGAGCUGCUCGAUCGCCCUUUUCGGGAGCGCAGGAAUCUGCUCCGGAGCCUCUUCGUAGAGAUACCACAUCACUUCACCUGGGUCAAGAGCAUGGACGCGACAUCUGCCGACGUGGAGGCCGUCCAAGCAUUCUUCAAGAGCGCUCUCGACAUCAAAUGCGAAGGCAUCAUGGUCAAAAUCCUCGACAACCUCCCGAACCCCGAUCUUUUAGAUGACAACGACAUCCACACCGAGUCCACCCCUGCCCCACCAACUCCAAAGAAAAAGAAGGGAGCAAAGUCAAAAGCCUCCAAAGACACUAGCAACACUGACACCGCACCGGACGAACCCGCAAAAUCCCACGGUCGCCGCAAAGCGCUCCUCUCGACCUACGAACCCGACAAACGCCUCGACUCCUGGCUCAAAGUCAAAAAAGACUACAACACGACCUCCGAAACCCUCGACCUCAUCCCGAUCGCCGGCUUCCACGGUUCAGGCCGAAAAGCAGCCUGGUGGUCCCCCAUCCUGCUCGCCAUCCGCAACGCUGAAACAGGUCAACUGGAAGCAGUAACAAAAUGCAUGUCCGGCUUCACCGACGCGUUUUACAAAGCCAACCGUGCAAAAUACGACAAGGACGAUUCCGAAUGUGUGAACGUAAUAGGCGGGAAACCGAGUUAUGUGGAGUACAAUGGCGGUGCCGGGACGCCGGAUGUCUGGUUCGAGCCGCAGGAAGUGUGGGAGGUGGCAUUUGCGGAUUUGACGCUGAGUCCAACGUAUACUGCUGCUAUAGGGCUGGUGAGCGAGGACAGGGGGCUGAGUACGAGGUUUCCGAGGUUCUUGAAGGUGAGAGAAGAUAAAGGGAUCGAUGAGGCUACUGAGGCUGGCUAUUUGGCGGAGCUGUAUAGGAAGCAGGAGGCGAGGGGGCCGAUGGCGGACAAAGGUGGUAGGGACAAGGAAGAAGAGUGA
This is a messenger RNA of Didymosphaeria variabile, 2640 nucleotides long. RefSeq lists its product as uncharacterized. Lineage: Eukaryota; Fungi; Ascomycota; Dothideomycetes; Pleosporales; Didymosphaeriaceae. The transcript has a single exon. Bases 1 to 2640 code for a protein of 879 amino acids. Gene Ontology annotation, biological process: DNA recombination; mitochondrial DNA repair; lagging strand elongation. Gene Ontology annotation, cellular component: DNA ligase III-XRCC1 complex. The record is from RefSeq and is a predicted model, not a curated record. Gene Ontology annotation, molecular function: DNA binding; DNA ligase (ATP) activity; ATP binding.